Messenger RNA from Aegilops tauschii subsp. strangulata, 2117 nucleotides. Its product is annotated as SCARECROW-LIKE protein 7. Lineage: Eukaryota; Viridiplantae; Streptophyta; Magnoliopsida; Poales; Poaceae. The record is from RefSeq and is a predicted model, not a curated record.
CGCCGCCCCCUUCCCCCCCCCUCCCCUCUCCUCUCCCGAUUCAUCGGCGAGCGCCCCGGCCGUCCCCGCGACUCUCCCACCCCGCAGAUCGGCAGGGCGGAGGAGGGCAUGGCGUACAUGUGCGCCGACAGCGGCAACCUCAUGGCCAUCGCGCAGCAGGUGAUCCAGCAGCAGCAGCAGCACAACCAGCAGCAGCAGCGGCACCACCACCACCACCACCACCUCGUCCCGCCACCCAUGCCGAUGCCGCCCGCCCCCGCGCCCCCGCACGCGCAGAUCCCGGGCUCGCUGCCGUUCGGGGCCGCGGGGUCCGCGGCGUGGCCCCAGGCCGAGAACUUCUUCUCUGACGUCUUCGGGGCGUCCGCCGCCGACGCCGUGUUCUCCGACCUCGCCGCCGGCACGGACUUCGACUCCGACGUGUGGAUGGAGAGCCUCAUCGGGGACGCCCCCGUGUUCCAGGACUCGGACCUCGACCGCCUCAUCUUCACCACCCCGCCGCCGCCCGGCCCGCCCGAGGCUGAGGCCGAGGCGGAGGCCGUCGCGCGGGACGAGAAUGCGCCGGCCUCGCUCCCCACGGUUACCGCCGCGGCGCAGGCGGCGUGUUCUUCUCCGGGCUCAGCCGACGCGUCCUGCUCCGCCCCCAUCCUCCAGUCCCUCCUCGCCUGCUCCCGCGCCGCGGUGGCCAGCCCAGGCCUCGCCGCCGCGGAGCUCGCCAAGGUCCGCGCCGCGGCCACCGAGUCCGGGGACCCCGCGGAGCGCGUGGCCUUCUACUUCUCCGACGCUCUCGCUCGCCGCCUCGCGUGCGGCGGCGCGGCGCCCCUCGAGACGGCGUCCGACGCGCGGCUCGCCUCCGACGAGGUCACGCUCUGCUACAAGACGCUCAACGACGCCUGCCCCUACUCCAAGUUCGCGCACCUCACCGCCAACCAGGCCAUCCUGGAGGCCACGGGCGCGGCGACCAAGAUCCACAUCGUUGACUUCGGCAUCGUGCAGGGCAUCCAGUGGGCGGCGCUGCUCCAGGCGCUGGCCACGCGCCCCGAGGGGAAGCCGUCUCGGAUUCGCAUCUCCGGCGUACCCUCGCCGUACCUGGGGCCGCAACCCGCGGCGUCCCUGGCCGCGACCAGCGCGCGCCUCCGCGACUUCGCGCAGCUUCUCGGGGUGGACUUCGAGUUCGUCCCGUUGCUCCGGCCCGUGCACGAGCUCGACCGGUCCGACUUCUCGGUCGAGCCCGACGAGGUCGUGGCCGUCAAUUUCAUGCUCCAGCUCUACCACCUCCUGGGCGACUCCGACGAGCCGGUGCGGCGACUCCUCCGCCUCGCCAAAUCGCUCGGCCCGGCGGUGGUCACCCUCGGGGAGUACGAGGUGAGCCUGAACCGAGCCGGCUUCGUCGACCGGUUCGCCAGCGCGCUGAGCUACUACCGGGCGGUGUUCGAGUCGCUGGACGUGGCGAUGGCGCGGGACUCCGAGGACAGGGCGACGCUGGAGCGGUGCAUGUUCGGGGAGCGCAUCCGCAGGGCCGUCGGGCCGCCGGAAGGCGCCGACAGGACGGACAGGAUGGCCGGCAGCGCCGAGUGGCAGGCGCUCAUGGAGUGGUGCGGCUUCGAGCCAGUCCGGCUCAGCAACUACGCCGAGAGCCAGGCCGAGCUCCUGCUCUGGGACUACGAUGCCAAGUACAAGUAUUCGCUCGUCCAGCUGCCGCCGGCGUUCCUCUCGCUCGCAUGGGAGAAGCGGCCUCUGCUCACCGUCUCCGCCUGGCGGUGAGCCCUUCCUCUUCUCCUUGCAGUAUUUGCUCCUCGUCGUCUUCGAUCGACGGAGGAAAUUAAUGGUUAGCAGCAGAUCGUUCGUUUUGAAGCUUUUUUGUAAUUUGUACUCCUAGUUUCAUCCGUCCCUUGAAAGCUCUCUUUGUUUAGGAUUAUGGUAAUGGCUAGGAUGGUGUAAUAGGAUGGGGAAAUUUAGUUGAACUAGCUUGUCAGAUGCCUGUUUAGCAGCAUGUUAUUAUAGCUGGUUAAGUAGACCAAAUGUAGUGCUAAUUGUAUAUGAAUUUAGAGCAAGCUAUGUAGUAGGCCUUUAGGGGGAGAUUUAUCAUCGCUCAUACUAUGAUUUUUGGAUUAUGGUAA